This is a messenger RNA of Cryphonectria parasitica EP155, 767 nucleotides long. RefSeq lists its product as uncharacterized. The transcript has a single exon. The coding region runs from base 237 to 767 and encodes 176 amino acids. The record is from RefSeq and is a predicted model, not a curated record. Gene Ontology annotation, cellular component: Golgi apparatus. NCBI's taxonomy places the organism in Eukaryota, Fungi, Ascomycota, Sordariomycetes, Diaporthales, Cryphonectriaceae.
CGUCUGUCGACUCGGUCGUUUUGUCGACUUCUUGUCCAUAAGAGAGAGGCCCCGACACAGCCUCUCGUCCAUCUUUCUUUUUUGAAAGCAUACUAUUGGCGCCAGCUGGUUAUUACCGGCUCUGGUUCCUUUCAACAGGAUUUUUAUUUUUAUUUUUGAGUUGGUGUCGCCUCGUGGUCUGUUGACCGAUAGUCUUUCUCUCUUCCUCCUGGCAUCGUUCUUCCCAUACCGCAAACAUGUCACGCAUUCAAAUUCCCCUCGACGCUCUGACGUCCCGCAUCAACCUGAGCGACCGCUUUCAGAGCAUCCGCUCGACCUCUCUCUCGAACCGAUUCGCGAACCUCCGGCCUGUUUCCGAGUUUCUGGACAUCAAGCGGCUGUCGAAGCCUGCGAACUUCGCUGAGGCCCAGUCCCGCGUCAACUACAACCUGGGCCACUUCUCCAGCAACUAUGCCAUCAUCUUUGUGAUGCUCUGCAUCUACUCCCUCCUCACCAACCCCUGGCUUCUGUUCGACAUCGUCUUCGUCGUUGCGGGCAUGUACCUCAUCGGCAAGCUCAAUGGUCAGGACCUCGAGAUCGGCCAGACCCGCGUCACCACCUCCCAGCUCUACACAGGUCUCUAUGUCAUUGCUAUCCCGAUCGGUCUCUUUGCCUCACCCAUCACCACCGUCAUGUGGCUGAUCGGCGCCAGCGGCGUGGUCAUUCUUGGUCAUGCUGCUAUGAUGGACAAGCCACUCGAGGAGGCUUUUUCCGGGGAGGCGGUCUAA